Molecule: messenger RNA, 639 nt
Organism: Lasiosphaeria miniovina
Lineage: Eukaryota; Fungi; Ascomycota; Sordariomycetes; Sordariales; Lasiosphaeriaceae
Product: thioredoxin-like protein
Exons: 2
Biological process (GO): cellular response to oxidative stress; cell redox homeostasis
Cellular component (GO): cytoplasm
Molecular function (GO): thioredoxin peroxidase activity
Source: RefSeq, a predicted model, not a curated record
AUGCCUGUUGAGCUGCGCAAGCGCAAGGCCCCGCCGCCGCCGCCGGAGCCGCCCGCCAAGAAGCAGUCCAAGGUCGCAAAAGCUGCCGCCAAGGUUAAGGAGGUCGUCAAGGGAAAGACGUCCAAGGCCGCCGCCGCUGCCGCCAAUGGCGCGGCCGCUCCUAAACCGGCCCCCGCCGCCGCUCCUGCCGGCCCCCCAGCGGCCGGCGAUGUCAUCUCGCUCGAUGGAUUUGGUGGCGAGAUUGAGACCAAUGACGGCGCCAAGACCACGCUGAAGGCCCUCGUUGACGAGAGCAAGGCUGGUGUCGUGCUUUUCACGUAUCCCAAAGCCUCGACUCCCGGAUGCACUAGACAGGCGUGUCUGUUCCGGGACUCGUACACUGAUCUGACCGAGGGCGGGCUCGCCAUCUACGGCCUGUCCAACGACUCGCCCAAGAGCAACACGACCUUCAAGGAGAAGCAGAAGCUGCCUUAUCCGCUGCUGUGCGACACGGCCGCCACCCUCAUCGCCGCCAUCGGCCUCAAGAAGGUCCCCAAGGGCACCACCCGCGGCGUCUUCGUCGUCGACAAGGCCGGCAAGGUCCUCGCCUCGGAAGCCGGCGGCCCCGAACACACUGUGACAGUCGUGCGGGACCUGGUC